Messenger RNA from Auxenochlorella protothecoides, 450 nucleotides. Its product is annotated as NADH dehydrogenase [ubiquinone] iron-sulfur protein 4, mitochondrial. The transcript has 3 exons. Gene Ontology annotation, biological process: electron transport chain. The record is from RefSeq and is a predicted model, not a curated record. Bases 1 to 450 code for a protein of 149 amino acids. NCBI's taxonomy places the organism in Eukaryota, Viridiplantae, Chlorophyta, Trebouxiophyceae, Chlorellales, Chlorellaceae.
AUGGCUCGUUGCGCGACAGGCUGGAGGAGCUUCUCCACUCAGAUUGGGGAUGACCUGCCGUCCCACGGCACCGACUUGCAAGUCGCGGGUGGGGCGCCUCCCAUGGCUGCCCAGCGCAAGGUCAUCAUCUUCUCGCCAUCUCGGGUGGCGGGCCAGCACGGGCUCGCACAGACCAUCGAUGGGGGCAAGUGGAUGAACCCCCUCAUGGGCUGGACUUCCACCGCCGACCCCUUGGAGAAUGUGCACCGCCCGCUGUACUUUGACAGCAAGGAGGCGGCGAUUGCCUUUGCGGAGAAGAAUGGGUGGGGGUAUGAGAUUGAGGACCCCAAUCCCCGCACUCACAUCCGUCCCAAGCGCUUCAUCGGAUACGGUGACAACUUUUCCGUGAAGCGCAAGGGCCUGCCCUCUGGCGGGCUGAGGAGCGAGCUUGGCGGCAAGAAGAAGAAGUGA